AUGCUGAAACAACAGCAGACACCCGGCUCAGGCGGGAGAAAAGCGUCUAACGGAACCACGGGCCCAGCCGGUAUGUCAUCCCCAGUCAGCGGCAUCAACAGCGGCAACAGGACACCGGCCGGGAGGAAUCGAACUUCUGCGAAACCAUCAUUCCAGGCAUCUCCUGUGUUCGAGGGUGUUUACAAUAAUGCCAGAAUGCUUCACUUUCUCACAGCUGUUGUGGGUUCCACUUGUGACAUUAGAGUGAAGAAUGGCAGUGUAUUUGAAGGAAUAUUCAAGACCCUCAGUUCUCGGUGCGAGUUGGCUGUAGAUGCUGUACACAAGCGUGGUGAAGAGGAGGGCUCAACAUCUGCUCCACCACGGAGGGAAGACAUCACUGACACCAUGAUCUUCAGCCCAUCUGACCUGGUUACUAUGAUCUGCAAAGACGUGGACCUCAACUAUGCCACCAGAGACACCUUCACCGACACUGCCAUCAGCUCCACUCGUGUCAAUGGAGAACACAAAGAGAAGGUGCUGCAGAGAUGGGAAGGGGGAGACAGCAAUGGAGAGAGUUAUGAUCUGGAGAACGAUGCAUCCAAUGGCUGGGAUGCCAAUGAGAUGUUCCGUUACAAUGAAGUCAAGUAUGGUGUUACAUCAACCUAUGAUUCCAGUCUCUCCAUGUACACCGUCCCGCUGGAAAGGGGCAACUCAGAGGUUUAUCGGCAGAGGGAGGCACGUGCUGCUCGCCUCGCCAGUGAGAUCGAGUCUAGUCCCCAGUAUCGCCAUCGUGUCAACCUGGAAAAUGAUGAGGGCAAGAGUGAGGAGGACAAAUACAGCGCUGUGGUGCGGGAUGGGAACGAUCGGGAGAGGGGCCGUGAGAGCCCCCGUGACAGGGAGCGUGAAAGGGGCCGAGACAGCCCUGGAGCUAGUAGCAGGGAGGGCAAGUACAUUCCAUUACCUCAGCGCCAGAGAGAGAUGAACCGGGAGCGGGAACGAGCUGAGAGAGGGUCUGGCGGGCCUCCAUCUCACAAUCGCCUUAGCGGAGGAUACCGCUCCACCCCUCCAUCCUCCUCAUCCUCGUCCCCCAGACCCCCACUACCUUCCGCUACUGGAUCCCAGCCUGGUGCGUCCCCUUCAGAGAGGAGUAGCCCUCUAUCAGGCCGUGGUGGAGCUUACACUCCCCACCUCCCCCAGGGGAGCCCCAGCCCAGGCCCUGGCUCUGGCCCUACAAGCCCAUACACCCCACCCUCUCCUGCUGGAUCUGCACCCGCCACAUCCUCUGCUGCUGCCGCCACGUCCCCUGCCAGCCCCCCUGCUCCACACCUAAACACAGUCCCUCAUUCUCACUCACUCCCACACUCGCUGUCUGAUGCUGGCAGGCCAGUUAAUGGAGUGUCUGCCAGAACAUCUCCCAAAGCCCAAAGACCUCCACAGUCGAGCAGAUCAGUCCGCACUCCAAACUCACACAGCCAGUCCACAGCUACUCGAUCUCCUAAAUCAGGAUCUUCACAAGACACACCUUAUUUGGACACAUCAUCUGUCUCCCUUCCUGCCCAGAAGACAUCUGGCCCGGCUCCCCUCUUCCCUGUAGAUGUGAAUGAGAUCCUUGGUGCAGCUGCUAAAGAACGUUCAGCUGAGUCUCCCAGCAGCACAGAAGAGAGCAAGAGUAAUAAAGCUCCGUCAGUUCAACAAAGGUCACAGCUUGAGGAGUUGCGCAAAUUUGGCAAGGAAUUCAGGCUCCAGUCAAGUGGAGGCGGUUCUAGCUCGCCAAGCUCUCCAGCCACAGCUACGCCUCCUGCUGUUGCUGAGGUCAACCAGCCGAGCGCAGCCAAACCCACCCAAGCAGAUGCUCACCCUGCCUCUGAGGCCAAAUCUCAGGCCCCAGCCUCUAUCCCAUCACAGCCCCAACCUCAGCCAUCCCCAGCCCCUGCUGAGGAUCCUGCCAAGGAGGCGGCUGCUACACCUGGCACCACAGCAUCCGUCACCACAGGACCCGGUUCUGACAGGCAAUCACCAGCUACCCCUCAACCAGCCAGGACCCCAGGAAGCGAUGAGGCGAGGUCUGAGACAACAGAGCGGACGGAUGGUGUAGCAGACCAAGUAAAGAAAUCAACCCUAAACCCCAAUGCUAAAGAGUUCAACCCCAUCAAACCCCAGAUGCCUAUGACAAAGCCCAACACUGCACCCACCCCUCCUCGGCCCACACCUCCCAGCCCCGUGGUCCUGCAGCACCCAGGUGGACAGGGACCACUGUACAACACCCCCUACCUCUCCUACGUGUCACAAAUUCACUCUGUACAGCCCCCACCAAUGUACCAGUACACCAUGUCUACAGUCAGCCAGGGAAAAUACCCCAGGACCAAAGGCUCAGUUGUGGCUCCACGCUCAGACCACGGGACUUCAGCGCCCCCCAUGCUGCAAGCUGCCGCCUCAGCUGCUGGGGCCCCUCUGGUGGCCUCCCCCUACCCUCAGUCCUACCUGCAGUACAACCCACAGCAGUACGGCCAGCAGCAGGUCAUCCAGGCCAUGACACCAUACCCUGGACAGCCCAUGUACUCCAUGCUACAGGGUGGAGCUAGGAUGAUUGGUCAAGGUGGGGGUCCUCACCCACAAGCCCUUGGACCACCAGGAGGCCCUCAGUUUCCUGCACAGGGAGAUGGACCUCAGGGACCACAACAGGGCAUCUAUGCUCCACAGUCUUUCUCCCAUCACUCUGGUGCAGUGCAUCAGCCACAGCCCUCCAGUACUCCAACCGGAAACCAGCCUCCACAACAUGCCGCACCUAGCCCAGGACAGAAUGCUCAGUCAGGCCCACAGCAGUCCUUGUACCACUCAGGUCCCCUUUCAGCUCCCACUCCACCAAACAUGCCGCCAGGCCACACAUCUCCACAGGGCUCAUACCCCAUCCAGGGCUACAGCAUUCACAGCCACCAAGGCAUCCCACCUACAUACCCUCUAGGACAGUUGGCACAGGCACAUGUACAAGGAGCCAUGUCGGGUCCCCACCACUCUGGGAGCCAUGGCCAGCCACAGUUAGUGAUGUUACAGCCUCCCCCUCAGCAGGGUCCUGGCUCCGUGCCUCAGCACCCACAACACGGACCUCAGCAAGGAGCGCACCAACACUUCUAUAUACCAACACAUCCACAAGCAAUGCAGGUUCAAACACACCCAGCUACAUUUCAUCCACCUGGAAACUAAACCCCUCUGCCCCUGCCGCCCUCCAUGUUGAACUGUCCCAGGAAUGAACCCCCCUCCUAAGAUCCCCACUGCCUGCUGGAUGUGAGGCCCAGACUGAAAUGCAACUCAUACAAAACAAGUCUGACAAGAUAAAAACGGAGAGAAGAGGAGAAAAAAACGCCUCAGCACCUUAUUGUUCUGCUGUAAUAUUCUUCAUCAGUACAAAUGCCGGCGUUGGCCUCAGAUGAGGAGGACCUUUCUAAGGCUAGUGAUGAAGGUGGCAGACAACGGCAGCAGUGUCCGACCCCUCUCCCCCUGCUGCCGUCCCACUCUCCUCUUCAACUUCCCUUUUCAGAGGCGUGAGGCACCUUGCUGGGCGGACCAGUCAGAGAGGAAUAUCAACAAAUGAAAAACAGCAGCAGACACUUUAUCUUCCGCCAUUAUGUUUUCGCCUUGCGAGGUUUUGUUACCAACGAGAUGUAAAUGGGAAACUGACUCCAGCUUCUCGUGAAUACAGAACGAAAGGAGGGAUUUGAAGAGGAGAGGGGAUUUUUAGCAAUUUUUUAA
This is a messenger RNA of Sphaeramia orbicularis (orbiculate cardinalfish), 3726 nucleotides long. Its product is annotated as ataxin-2-like protein. Gene Ontology annotation, molecular function: mRNA binding. The transcript is spliced from 23 exons. Lineage: Eukaryota; Metazoa; Chordata; Actinopteri; Kurtiformes; Apogonidae. Gene Ontology annotation, cellular component: cytoplasmic stress granule. Gene Ontology annotation, biological process: cytoplasmic stress granule assembly. The coding region runs from base 1 to 3180 and encodes 1059 amino acids. The record is from RefSeq and is a predicted model, not a curated record.